UAUAAUAUCAAGGGUAUAAGAGAAUUAUGUGUUUGGAUAAAGGAAGACAAUAUUAGCCUUAGAAGAAAAUGUGAAGCGAAGGUAUUCUAUGACAUCUGAAGUGGCGAGGAAAAGAAAGGUUUCCAAAGUGGUAAUAUACAUGUUAUCUGAUGCCAAAGUAUUAAUGAGAGAUAUAUUAGUUUUUAAAUUGCAACUGGGCCUACUGUGUGGAGAUAUUGAAAUUGGAAACUGUCAUAUUGCUAGAUAUUGUAUUUAUUAAUCAAGAUCAAUGUGUGAAGGUUUUCUGUAGAUAUAUUCAUACCACUGUGUGAACAUAUCCUUCAGCCUUGUAAACUUUGAUGCCUUUGUCAGUGGUCUACACACUCUUAUUGGAUAACCUUUUGUUUCGAAAGUAGUUCUACAGGAUCCUUAACUCAUAAAUCUAAUUCAGUACGAGAAUAGAAUAUUUAUCAAGGAUAGCUUGAAGUCUAUUCUUAUUGGAUUAGUAUUGAAGAAUCUUGUUGAAGGAAGGAUCGAAAGAAAGAAAGAAAAUGGACACUUCAGCACAAACUAAAGAACGGACAUAUAUCGGCGAAGUUAGAAACCUGAAACGAGAAGGCUUCGGUGUGUAUAAUUACGAAAAUCAUUUUUUCAAAUAUGAAGGAGAAUGGCACAAUGGUAAAAAACACGGUCAAGGUCGUCUGGUUAUGAAAGAUGGAAGUUACGUCGAAGGACAAUUUAAAAAUGGUGAAAUCGAUGGUGAUGGGUUCAAGUAUUUUGUAACUAGUGGCGCUAAAUAUUCUGGACAAUUUCAAAAAGGUGAAUUACAUGGACAUGGUGUUAUGCAGUAUAAAGAUGGAAGUCAAUUUGAUGGACAGUGGGUAUUCAAUAAGCGACAAGGUCAUGGAACUUUGAAGACAUCAGAAAAGGCCGUUUAUGAGGGAGCAUUUUUUGGAAAUAUGCGACACGGCGAAGGAACACAAACGUAUGAAAAUGGUGAUUGGUAUCGUGGAGGAUGGGUUUUAGAUAAACGUGAAGGGUAUGGAGAAUUCCGUGGUGCUGAUGGAACAAUAUAUUCUGGACAUUGGAAGAGUGAUCAAUAUGAAGGAGACGGUCGUAUCGAGCAUUGCUCGGGUUUUAUAUAUGAGGGCGAAUGGUUCAAUGGUUUCCCAACAUCAAUGGCCACUAAGAUAACCAUACUUGUUGAAACUAAUGAACUGGAAAUCAACCACGGUGACAAUUUCUCUGUAAAAGUAGAGUGUCGUAAUGAAAAGGGCGAAGUCAUUGAAAAAGACACAGGCAGAGAACUACAGCUAAUGGCUGGUUUCAAAUAUACUAAACCCCAGCCUGGUUCUUCGUUAUUUGAUAUGAUCGAAGACGUCGCUGACAAACCAAUCGAAACACCGUUUGGAUAUGACGUUGUGCCAUUUCCACUUACCUACUACAGUAGCAAUAUUGAUAAUCCUGAAAAUGAAAUGAAAACCGGAAGCAAACCGUCUACUCCUAACGAUCCCAAUUCAAAAGACACUGAUGAUAUAAAUGACCAGAUUGAAUGGAAGCCACUUCCGCAACCAGAAAGUAAAAGAAGUUUUGAGGGCUGCUGUGAAUGGAAUGAAGUCACAUUAGCUCCCCCACCCCCUUUUUAUUCAGCAUUUAAAGGGGACAUACCGAAUCAACCCAAAAAUGUAAAGCCCGGUUCAAGGAAGGCCAAAGCCGCUAUUCCACCCAAAGGUCCUAAGAAUGAAGAGUAUGUCAUUAUUGUACAGGAUGUUACUACUCCCAGCUUCAUGGAAAAAUCUCUUGAGCCAGCAUUUCUUCUUUUGAAGGUCAAAAGGAAGAAGUACAUACCUAAACGGGAGCCAAAACCAAAAUGGGACACAUCAAAACUUAUAGCUUCAAUGUCAAAGAAUACUGGAGAAGAGGAGGAUGGAUAGCAAGUUGUUUUUGUGAUUGUGAUAUUGAAAUAAGGCCACAUUGUUAGGCUAUUGUUCAUGCACAUUGUCAAUUUGUGUAAAUAUUUGCGCUCAAAAUAGUUCUUAAGACCAGAUUUGCGUUAUGUGCUCUCACACAUUUGACAUUUUGUAAUGAGUAGACCAUGGAAUUUCAUAUGAUUGUAAUUACUUUAAUAUGUAUCAAUACCAGAUGUGUCUUUACCUCACACUGAUUGUUAAUUUUGAUUAUCGGCUAUAGUUUACUGAUAGACAUCAACCGUAAAAGGAAAAGAGCUAAUGAGGUGAGAUGAGAGGCAACACUUUACAGCUUACGUUACGUUACAAGUUAUAUAUUGAAGUGCUGUGGUAUUAUCUAAAAUUGUUGAAUAAAAUGAACUGAAGUGAA
Messenger RNA from Lottia gigantea (owl limpet), 2316 nucleotides. RefSeq lists its product as hypothetical. NCBI's taxonomy places the organism in Eukaryota, Metazoa, Mollusca, Gastropoda, Lottiidae. The record is from RefSeq and is a predicted model, not a curated record. The transcript has 2 exons. The coding region runs from base 531 to 1913 and encodes 460 amino acids.